UAUGUGUGUGUGAAAGAAAGACAGAAAGAAAGAAAGCUUCAUUCUUAUCAUUCUAGCAAUCCCAAAGCAACAAACCAUCGCGUUCCCGUAUGUGUGUGUGUGUGUGUGUGUUUGUGUGUGUAGGUGUACAUGGCUGAUACGGACUCUUCCUGAUGCACUGCCUGCACGGUGGUGUGUUUUAUAGCUAAAAUACGCACGCAUUCGGAAAUGCGCUUAAGGCAGCGAGCGGACUGACGCGCUGAUCUGGAGAGGAGCCAAAGCACACGCCGCAUCGAUCCGCUUUCUGUGACGCCCGCUGUUCAUAACCGGCUCGUGAGGCUACACAGAAGCUCUCUAAAGACAGAAAGCAAGAAAACAAGCACGUGCAGCGCGGGGGCCACAAGAUCAGCUCGCGCACUGUGCAAAAGGCGGGGAAAAAGAACGGCUUCUGUGGUGUGGUGUGCAGGACAAGAAAGAGAAGGAUGCCGCCGCAUCGGGCUGUGUGAUCUGAAGACGACGCAGGUGUCAAAAGGGAGGAAAUCGGACUACUUGCGUUCAAUCCUUUCAGCCCGGAGUCGCACAGCGUUGUUCGCGCGCGCUAGAGCUCCGGGGUUUUAUCCCCGCCGCAUCCUGUAGCAGCAGAUCUAAUCGGCGACAUAGAAGUUAGCAGUUCUGGCAACCGCUAUCAUGACUACCCACACCUUCCUCCUGAUUCUCCUGGCUGUUCUCCGAUUGGCUGACUGCUCGUUUCCAGAGGAACCAGGUCCUUUAAUCUCCACCCCUGCUGAGGUUGCCAGGCGUUACCCUGUAUUUCUGGGCAGAGCUCAUCGCUCAUACAUGCGGCAGGAGCCACUGUACAUUCAGACAGUUCUAAAGGUCAACCGCACGCUCUACAUCGGUGCCAGAGAUGACCUUUACCGUGUGGAACUGGACCAUGUAACAGGGGAUGAGAUGUUCUACAGCAAAAAGCGAACGUGGGAAUCCAAUAAGAAUGACAUCCGAAUCUGCAGGAUGAAGGGCAAACAUGAGGAGGAGUGCCGUAACUAUAUGAAGGUAUUGCUGAAUCAACAUGGCGGCCUUUUUGUGUGUGGGACCAACGCCUUCAACCCGCUGUGUGCCAAUUACACCAGAGACACUCUGGAAAUGGUUGGAGAGACCAUCAGUGGAAUGGCCAGGUGUCCAUAUGAUCCUAAACAUGCCAACGUGGCCCUGUUUGCAGAGGGUAACCUCUUCACGGGUACUGUGACGGAUUUCCUCGCUAUCGACGCUGUCAUCUAUCGAAGUUUGGGAGAUAGCCCUGCUCUCCGCACCAUCAAACACGACUCCAAGUGGUUUCGAGAGCCCUACUUUGUUAGCGCAGUAGAGUGGGGUCCUCACAUCUACUUCUUCUUCAGAGAGAUGGCGAUGGAGUUUAAUUAUUUGGAGAAGGUGAUGGUGUCCCGGGUAGCGCGUGUGUGUAAAGGUGAUCUAGGGGGCUCUCAGCGCGUGUUAGAGAAGCAGUGGACGUCUUUUCUGAAGGCGAGACUGAACUGCUCUAUUCCAGGAGAUUCUCACUUCUACUUUAACCUGCUGCAGUCCACGAGUCCAGUCAUACGCAUGCAUGGCCGAGACAUUAUCCUAGGAGUUUUCUCCACUCCUCCCAACAGCAUCCCUGGCUCAGCGGUGUGCGCUUUCGACAUGCAGCAGCUGGCACGUGUGUUUGAAGGGAGGUUCAAGGAACAGAAAACUCCCGAAUCAAUCUGGACUCCUGUUCCUGAGGAGCUGGUGCCCAAGCCCAGGCCUGGGGGUUGCGCUGGUCAGGGCUCCAGGUUCAGCUCCUCUACCUCAUUCCCUGAUGAGGUUUUAAACUUCAUUAAGACCCAUCCACUCAUGGAUGAAGCCGUCCCUCUGCUGGGACACAGACCCUGGAUAGUUAAAACUAUGGUCAGGUACCAGCUGAACACCAUGGUGGUGGACACAGAAGCAGGACCACACAGGAAUCGUACUGUAGUGUUCCUCGGGUCCACCAGGGGCACCGUUCUGAAAUUCCUCAUCACACCGGGUAGAGACAACCCUUAUUCCAGCACCAAUGUCUUUCUGGAGGAAUUAGAGGGUUAUAAUCCUGAGAGGUGUGGAGAUGAUUCAGUCCAGGCACGCCAGCCGUUGUCUCUCACUCUGGACAGACAGAGUCAUACUCUUUUGUUAGCUUUCCACUCUUGUGUGGUGAGGCUGCCUGUAGCCCGCUGCCAACUGCAUUCCCGCUGUAUGAAGAACUGUAUCUCCUCUAGAGAUCCUUACUGUGGUUGGACCAGAGGAAGCACUUGUUCUCUCCUCAGACCUGGUACCAGACUACCAUUUGUGCAGGAUGUUGAGUAUGGGAACACCACAUAUCUUGGAGACUGUGAGGGUCUGCUGCAUGAGAGUUUCACAGAUGAGCCCGAGAGCCUGGUGACUCUUAACCUGCUGGUGGUGGCAGCUGUUUCAGCGUUCUCCACUGGGGCGGCGCUGUCAGGCUUGGCCGUAUGCUGGAUUAUGAGCCAGAAGCACCGUCAUUGCUCUCGAAGUGAAUCUUCAUCUUCGGGCACCCAGCGGAAAAGCGAAAAGGAGCGCAGUAUGCUAGGGCCAAGUACAAGUGGCUCGGUGCUGAGCGUGACCGAUCGGCCCCGUCCUCAAGGUGAAACGCUGUUUGUGAUGCCCAAUGGUUGGACGAAGGCAGGGGAUCUGGACCCAGGAUUGUUGCCUACACCUGAGCAGACUCCACUGCAGCAGAAACGCCCAGCGCCCUCGCUCCGCCUCUCUGACUCAGGCUCCGGCUGGGACCAGAGCCAGACCUACCUGAACUCGGUAGCUACCCAGUGUCCUCCGCCACCACCCUCGGCCAUCUUCCUCAGCUCUAAGCUCCUCAGCGACAGGCGGCAUGACGAUGUCAUCGAGCGCCAGCGCUAUGUUUCUCUCUCCAAGUACCGUGAGCAUGGAGCACGCCCGGGCACACUGCUGCGCAAAUCAGCGGGUGACUACAACUACCCAAUGACGCCUCAAGACUCGCCUGACAGGAGGCGCGUGGUGUCGGCGCCCAGCACGCAGAUGGAGUACACCGGAGAGGCUCUGCGCUGGACCCACGAAAACUACGUCUUCCAUGCCGUCCCAACCCCAGGACACCGCUACGCUGCAGGCACAGGGCAUCCGGCUAGCCUCGCACGCACUGUCCUGCACGGCUCUCGUGGCCUCAUGGACCUGGCGGAUUUCAGCCACCUGCUGGGCAAAGGAGGCAACGAGCGUGCUCCUUCAGGCCAGUGAAGAAAACGGAAAAGAUCUGUGAAAAAGAAGGAAGCGGUGAAGGAGAAAAUGUGCAGAGCAUAAAAGCUUCAGAGCUACUGCAGUGCCAGCAGGAUCUGGCCAACAUCAUUCUGUUUUUCUCCAUCUUUCUUGCUGUCUCUCUCGCCCCUCUGUUUCCGAGCUCCUUUUCGAUCUUGUCUGGAUUCCUCUGUCAUGCUAUGAUCAAUCACUGGAAAUGGAAAUGGCCUCCACUCUGCCUCAUAGCUGAAGGUCCUGCAGAAGAGUACAAACUAACACACAGACACACACACAGGCACACACACUUCCUCAGUCCACCCUCGCAGUCUUACUGUGUCUUAAGACACACCGCAGGUCCUUCAUCAGAAGCAAGAGUACAGCAACAAACUGCAGCAUUUGUGACUGCAGCAGCGCUAAUGACGUCCAUAUCUAUUCCCAAGCUCUCUCUGUCUCUCUCUCUCUCUCUCUUGCUCAUCAUUUAGAGAAUGUGCUGGCGUGUUCUCGUUCAUUGGGGAUUUCUGAGCUGCUGGUUGUAAUAAAACAUUUUCAGCAAGGGUCGGCAGAGACAGCGCGGAGGCAUCGAUUCCCACUGCAGUCUAGCCGUGGCGUAUACCUCAGCCUAUCCCAUUUUCUUUCUUUUUUUAUAAAUUGCGUUUUGUUUUACAGUGUUGAACUCACUUAAGUAGCAUCGCCACUUCUGACCUACGACGCAGUGCCACAUGUCAGCACUAUUCACGCUGGCAGGACAUAUAGAAUAAAACCGGAGCGGUGCAUCUCCUUGACUACACACGAGCGGAAAAAUACGGGAGGGAGGAUGAGCACGGUUUGUCCGCUAACUCUGUGAGGCUAUGCUACGGAGGGACAGAGAGAGAGAGCAAGAGACACAGAGCCAGUUGACACACAUAUAGAGGGUGGUAAAAAAAAAAAUGGAAGCAAUUCUUCUCGAGCAGAAGAAAGAUCGAAGUGAACGAGGUGUUUGAACUCGCAAAUGUUUUACGUUUGUUUGUUUUUUUGUGUGUGUGUGUGUGUGUACAGUUGUACAGUGAAUUACCUGCUCUGAACUGAGGACAGACACAAAAAGAAAAAGCAGUGUUGUGACCUUCACCUGAAUUUCAUCCAGACGCUAUAAAGACGUAUUCGCUGUGCAGAGUUUAGCCGAGUAGCUGAGAGACGCAAAACAAAACUCUCUUCACCUCCUCGAGGGAUGAGAGGGACAAAUACGCAACGGAGAUGAGAAAAAUGAUGCCAAAUGAGGACCACUGUUUGGAUUAACCGGCACGAGACAUCAUUAAAUAUUGAGUGUUCCAGAGACUUUUCAGCCUGUACUGUAUUAUAACUCAUUUUGUUGGUUGCUUUGUUCUGUGUUUGUCGCAUUAACAGGGUUUCCGUUCAUCAUAAGAAGACACCUGUUUAAACAAAACGUCCGACUGUUCCGAUUCAGAGACUUCUUCUGCGUAAGACAGUGAGGCAUUGUGUGUUAGAAAUAUAUAAAUGGAUAAUCCAAAACCCAUCCACAUUUCAAACUAAUGUAUACAUGAUGUAUAUGUGCAAGUACCACAGAUAAGAAAUAACAGAAAAUAAACGAGAAAUCCUUAUACUAAAUAACACAAGGAAAGUCUGAGGGUAGUUGUUAAAGCAGUCAAGAAAUGGGAAUUUUUGUGUUACCACUAUAAUCGAUGUAGCUCAUAUUACACACAGAAGUGCCUCAGUUUCAGCCUGAUGGUGCACAAAUACCACAAAACCAAAAUUAGUUCAAGACGGUUAGAGCGAAGUGUACAAGUACAGCUACGCAUGCGUGAUAUUCUCUCACGUAACACCUUUCCGGUUCAAGCUGGAGCUGUUGUUUUGAAUUUGCAUAAUAUACGUAGGUGCAUUGUUUUAAGCCGCUAUAACAGAGUUCAACAACUGCCAUUACGCUCUUAUUAUUAGAAGUCAGUUUGGAGUAAACGGUUUUUGAUAGUGGGAUUUCCAGGAAAUUAUUUCCGGAUUAUUCACUGUGGUAAUUGCACAUAUGCGUCAAACAUAUGCAGUAGACUGUGAUGGAAAUAGUUAUAUUUAUUUAUAUAUUUCCUGGACUACAUUCACACAGAAGAAGGAGAGAAUUUAGAACAUAUGGGUGAUCUGCAUGAUCUGCAUAAUGCAUAUGUAAUCCACAUGUAUUCUCUGGAAAAGUUCAAGGAAUAGACACACACACACACUGAUAUAUGGUCUAACACACAGAACACCUGCAUUUUCAGUGUCCUGCUUCUUGGGAGAAGAUUCACUCUGGUGAAUUCAUAGUUAGUUCCACACUCUGAAGGUUAAUUCUUUAAAGAUGUGUGUUAUUGGAGCCAUAUGGUUAAGGUUAAAGAGAGGGGCGACCACACACACACACACACACACACACAUACAAACCAUCAUGUGCUCCACCUGUGAAAGUACAUUCUCUGAAAAUACAAUGUAUGCUCACACACACACUCACACAAAUCAAAUUCAUGAAGGAUUUCUGGCUUGUCCACACACACACACACACUUGCAGCAUGACCAAGGCAGAUUAAGGGAGCACAUUAUAAAUUCAACUGGAACAAGUUUCAUGUGUUUGUCAUUGCCCCAAGCCACAAUUAUAAACCUUUAAAAUACAGGAAAUAGAAACUAGAGGCACGUCCAUGACCCUGCAGUCAAAGGUCAGUAGUGCACGAACCUGACGUUCCAUUCAUUAUGCCGCAUUUGCACAGUCGCUUCACGUUCUUUCAUGAAAUAGUCACCCGUAGCGCCUACAAUACAGAUGUGAGAAUAUAUACGGCUGUUCAGUAUUCCACGAUAAGUUCAUCUGAAAUAACUAUUCCGUCGGCAUUUUGGCGACCAGGUACAGGUAAUGAAAUCGCAUGGGGAAAAGAUUUUACGUUUAAACAUACAAUCCGAUUUAUACGACGGACUCUCUUUUUUUUUUUUAUAGAAGAAAAAAAAUCCAAGUCCGAUAUGUAUACGUAUAAACUGCUGAAAUCUCAAAGUGAUCCUUUUAAAGCUGCAGUAUGUCAUUUUCAAAAGUGUUUCUAGACCUGAAAUGAUCGUGUUGAUAUCAAAGACAGUCAAAAAAAAAAAAAAAAAACUGCCAUAAAAUUGAUCUGGCUAGGUUUCAGGAUUCUGUUGAUUAUUUUCUGACCCAGAAAUAAGCUCCACCCCUACACUGGAAUAACAGCGGUGCUUUUUUUUCUGGAAACCUGGGCCACAAGGCAAACUUUAAGCAUGAUUUUUUUUUUUUUUUUUUUUUUUUAAAGAACCUAAAAUAUCUUGGGAGGGGGAAUUAAUAAUUAUAAUUAUUUCUAAAUUUCUGGGGUCAAAUAGAGCUUCUUAAAGGUGCAGUACGUCAAUUUUAAAUGUGUUUCUAGAACUAAUAUAAUCAUAUAUCAAAAACACCAUAGAAAAACUGUGAUUCGCAAUACUGCCAUGCAAGUAUUGAUGUAAGUUUUUGCUUCUGUUUACAUUUUUUCUGACCCCCCCCCUUCUUAAAAUGACAAAGUGCUUCUUUAAUAUGUCAAAUAUUCUAGCAGUUACAUGCAAGACAUUAAUGAAAGUAUUUAGCCCUAUUUCUAAAUGGAAAAUGAAUACUGAGACACACCAAAAACCAUGACUGGGUUGUAUAAUUUCUCACACCCAAGCAGAUAUCCCUGUGCCAUUGCAAUGCAAACGCAAAACUGUUUAUCAAGGACCAUUUUCUCGCCUGUUCUGUCCUAAGGUCUAAACGUAAUCUCUGGAUCAGUUCUGCAACACGACCUACACAUACUUGAAGUGCCAAAAUGUAACUUUGUAUUUCGACAGGAUGCUGUUUGUAUCGAAAAGGCAUCGACGGUGUCAUUAAUGUAGUGUUUAGUUUCGAUUUUUUUCCUUUGUUCAGACUCUAAGCAAGUUGGCAGUCUGUUUCUGUUCUCAUGUAACCGGUGUGUUUUACUUCCUUUUGUGUAGCAUGCCUGCUACAUUGAAGGUGGACGUGCUGUUGUAUGGUAAAUCUGUUCAGCCGGGCCUUUACCACAACUGCCAUAUCGUUACCUCGACUCGAGGCACUGUACUUCAGUCCGGGAAGGCACAGCAAUGAACCCUGAUCAUGAAUCAAUAACACUACUGUAUAUAUAAGCACAAGAGCGUUUUAUUUUUGGGAUCCGAAAUGACGGCUAGUUGACUCACUCGUGUGACAGAAGGAUUUUUUUCUUUCUGAGCAUUGUCUGAAGGAACUGAGGAACCUUGAACUACAUUUUCCUGAGAGAAGAAAACAAUUUCGUUCGUUUUUUUCCCUGAAGAAUUGAGUGACAUUUCAGACUGAAUGGACAAAAUAUGGUCCGAACGGUGACUCGAAGAAUUGUACAUAGAUGAAAUAGUGACAUUUGAAGCAACACUUGAUCUUGUUUUCUCAUCCACGUGUACAGAAAAUACAUGUAUGCAAGUGUACAAGGCAAAUUUUUUCUUUUGUAUUAAAAACAAAUCUCCUGUGUAUACACUUCUCUCGAUUAUACACACAUACGAAUACACACACACACACACACGUACGAUACACACACUACUCAAAACGUUGGCGUGCACAGACUUAUUUUGACCUGUAAAUCGACAUGGAUAUUUUAUCAUUCUAAUAAACACAACGGAUUGUUCAUU
Molecule: messenger RNA, 7875 nt
Organism: Hemibagrus wyckioides
Lineage: Eukaryota; Metazoa; Chordata; Actinopteri; Siluriformes; Bagridae
Gene: sema6ba
Product: sema domain, transmembrane domain (TM), and cytoplasmic domain, (semaphorin) 6Ba
Exons: 18
Coding region: 667-3255 (862 amino acids)
Biological process (GO): axon guidance; negative chemotaxis; positive regulation of cell migration
Molecular function (GO): chemorepellent activity; semaphorin receptor binding
Source: RefSeq, a predicted model, not a curated record